This is a messenger RNA of Rattus norvegicus (Norway rat), 7057 nucleotides long. The record is from RefSeq and is a predicted model, not a curated record. Lineage: Eukaryota; Metazoa; Chordata; Mammalia; Rodentia; Muridae.
CUGUACCUCUCUCCUCCAACCCAAGGACCCUGCAAUGUCAUCUGCUCUGGGUCUGAGCCGCAGAAGGUCUGGAGGAGUAGAAGAGAUGGGCCUCACAGAAGACCCCCUCUGUACCUAACCACUUGGGUUCCCAGCCUUGGCUCCUUUUGUCCUUGUGUAGCACUCUGAAAUGAUCUCACAGGCAGACCUGGGGAUGUGACAAGGGGCUGCUCUGUAGGGCAGAGGUGACAGGGAUUUUUGUCAUCCUCCUUCAGCCCUCACCAAAGAAGCUUAUUUCUCUAGACUUUGCAGACUGAGAGACGGAGAAAUUGCUGCCCACCCAACUCUGUGUCAGGCAGAUGCGACACUGGGCCAGGUGCCCGGGAGUCAUCAGCUUGGUGCUCUGAGGCAUUUCUUACCAGCCUUGCUUAGUCUGUGAUGGGGUCUCAGCCCUCUCUCCAGCCUACUUAGCAACCUCCUGGGUAGGACCACUCUCUUAGGAUCUCAUCCAUCCGAUACCUCUUAUCACCUCCUUUGGUGUCCUCCAGGAAGACCCCACCAUGCCUGUUUUGCCAUCUGAGUCAUUUCUUGUCACAUCCGACACCACCCACUGCCAGCUGCCUGGUACUGUUUCAGGAGAUGGCAUGGGAAACCGAGGGGGAGAGGAACCUCCAGGGAUCUCCGAGGGAGAGGACACCGGUGGGUUGGGCUCCUGCUCUAAGAAGGGAUUGAGAACAGACCUGGUGACCUGGGCCACACACCAGACAGCCUGCGGGUGCCCUGGAAGGAAACCUGACCCAAGUGAAGCAGCUUGCUGAAGUGUCUCAGAAACGGGCCCCUGCAGUGGACACAGCAAGGCAGCCCGUGGGGUUCGGCGAGAUCCUUAUCACUGUCUUAGUUACUGUUUUAUGGCUAUGAAGAACGCCAUGACCUAGGCAAGUCUUAGAAAGGGAACUAUUUCAUUGGGACUGGAUUACAGGUUCAAAAGUUUAGCCUAUUAUCACCAUGGGGAGAAGCUUUCGGGCAGACCUAGUGCUGGGGAAGUAGCUGAGAGCUCUACAUCUGGAUCAUCGGGCGACAGGAAGAGAGAGACGCUGGGCCCGACUGGCGCUGCAAAAACCUCCAACCCAAGCCAAACAUGCACACACACACACACACACACACACACACACACACACCCCACGUGCUUCCCCCAACAAGGCCACACCUACUCCGACGAGGUUGCACUCCCAAUAGUGCUGCUCCCUACAAGUCUAUGGGGGCCAUUUUUUUUUUUUUUGGUUCUUUUUUUCGGAGCUGGGGACCGAACCCAGGGCCUUGCGCUUCCUAGGUAAGCCCUCUACCACUGAGCUAAAUCCCCAGCCCCUUAUGGGAGCCAUUUUUAUUCAAGCCACAUCAGGUCAGAGAGUCCUUACUACCAAUCCUGAUGACUUGAGUUCAAUCGCCAGAACCCACCAACAUGGUGGAAAGAGAGAACCCACUCCCACGAGUUGUCUUCUGACAUCCACACAUGUGUCAUGGCAUGUUCAUGGUCACACGCACACACAAAUAACAAAUGUAAACGGAAAAUGGAGGGACGGCCGCAGAGACCAAGAGUCUAAGAAGCUGGAAUUCCUGGCCUGGUGGAGUCAACCAUUUGACAGCUCUGUCCCAUCCUGCCCUCUGGCCAGGGGAGGGCCCUUUGACAUCUGUCAGUCAACCCAAGUGGCAAUUCUUUCUCUCCUCUCUGCCCGCCUGGGAUCUGGAGUCCACAGCUGAGUUAGAAACUCAGCAGGCAGAGUGGAGGCUGCCCUGAUGCAGGGGAACACUGUGUUCCUGGCACCUCUGGUACCCUUGCAGAGGUGGCUCUGGCACGGAAUCCCUGGGAGGGGGUAUUCCAAUAAAGGGCACAGGCUACAGCUGAGGAGGACGGGCUCAGAUUUACAGGAACCACUCUGGAGGGAGUAAUAGCCUCAGGAGGGAACACAACUGAAGUCCCCACAUGUUGGAAUGACUAGGCCAGCCAGAACCAAGAGAGGAAUGGGGUGAUAGGCAAAAGUCACAGGCGGCAGGCUUCACCGCUAUAUAGGGAAGUACUUCCUAGCUACUGCCAUUGUCCAAAGGUGGAAUGACUAUCCACCAGGGGGUGUGCUUCCCCUCACAAGAGGUGACCAAGAGCCACUCAUUCAGAGACAAUGCGGCCAGAGCGAUGUUGUGGGGUGGGGGACUGUUCUAGGUGUCCAGUCUUUCCCAUCCCUUCUAACCCUGAAGUCCUCUAUUGACCCAAUAGACAAAUCCAUGGAACAGCUAAGGAAAGAAAGGCAGAAGACCCAGGCAGGGCUCGAGGCAGCAGGGUACUCCUGGUUCCUUGAUCCGAGCAGCCUGAGCCACCAUCCAGUUCCUGCCUCUGCUACUCCCCAGCUGAGGACUCAGAGCAGGGGGGCAUUGAAGUCCUUUAAACUCCACCCUUCAUCUGAACCAUGGGUCAAUGAUGGUCUCCCCCAGUGGGCAGCAUGGCAUUCAGUGCGAGACUGUGUGUCAGGUGCUAGCCCAGAUCCAGUCUUCUAAUGCUGAGAACUGUUUAUGGGGCCACAUUUCUAGUUGGCUGAUCUGUUUGGACCCAGGGGUACCCAGUGUUACCUCCUUCUUCUUGGAUGUGGGGAAACUGAGACUCGGAGACAGGAAGUCAAGUGAUUUACAUUCAGACUACAGGUUGGGUUUGCCCUAUCCUUAGCACAGCUCUCUGAUUUUUGCCUCCUAUGUGCUCUGUGCCUGAGCAGAACAUUGGUGGGAGGAAGUAGGGGCAGGAAGGGUAGCAAUGGUAUUCAUUUUCCUCUUGGACGCCAACAGAGCCCUACAGCCCUGUGUGGUACUGGCAGCCCCAGCCUGACCCGGGCAGGUAUGUGUAGGCUCGUUAGGUUUUCAUUGUCCUUCUGGCUCUCCACCUCUGCUCCUGCUGCACACAGGCAUCUGGAGCCCCAGGCCUCGCUUCUCAUAGGAGCACAAAGAAGCCCACAGUGCUGUCCAGGAAGCUGAGUUUGGAAGCAAAUGAACACCUCGGUGUGCCAGACACCCCAGAGCUCUGGCCUCCCAGCUGGCUUCCUAGAGCCUGCCUUGUGCCCAAACAUCCCCUCUGCCUCUCUCUCCUCCAUUCUGCUGCCUGCUGGCCUCUGGGAAGCUGCAGGGGCCACUAUUUCCACCCCUUUGGCAUACACAGGUGCUAGGCAGUCAGCCACAGCACACAAGCUGCCUGGCAUGGCGGCUGGGAACCCUGGCCAAGACUCCCUGCCUAGAGCCAGACUUCGGCCCCCCUUUUCUAUUGCUGGUGGAACAGAGUGGGCAGGAAUAAGGUAACUCUCCACAGGACGAGAGAGGCUCUGGAUAAGGAGGUCACCAUACCUUGCUCUACACAGACUCCAAGAGACUGUGUUUGAGAGAGGAGUGUAAAGAGCUCCAGCCUCAGAGUGCCUCAGCUCUGUCAGUGAUGCAUUCGGCAGAGGCACUGUGACUAAGUACCUACUGUGUGUUGGGACCCUCGAGGACUGGAGGUGACAGGGCCUCUGCCUCACUCAGCCUUAGGAGCGGUUAGGAGUGGACAAGAGGGAAGUCUGCCCUGAUGGAGUUCUGUAUUAGGACAAGGGAGCAUCAGGAGGAAAUGGAUCUAGCUGCUGUGAGAAAGGCUCUUCUCAAACAGAGAGGGCCUCUGGAAGUGCGGAAGGCAGAGAAAGCAAUAUGGGCAUCAAAACUCCCAGGCAUAAGUACAGAGGUAAGUUUGAGAUUCCUGGUGUCAGCUUCAGGAAGACAGAAGUGGGAAGAACAUACAUCCCCCAUCUGCCUGCCAUGGGUGUUCCCUGUGGUAUUGAACUGUCUCCUGAAGACCUGGAAGAUGGCUGGUUUUUUGUUUUUUGUUUCUUUUUUUUUUUUUUUUUUCUUUUUUUCGGAGCUGGGGACCGAACCCAGGGCCUUGCGCUUGCUAGGCAAGUGCUCUACCACUAAGCUAAAUCUUCGACCCCAAUGUUUCUUUUCUUUAAGCUAGCGUUUUCUUUUUCUAAAAUCAUGAGUAUGUGUGGGAUUUCUGACCCCCUGAGGUCAGAAAAAGAUAUGGUGCGCUCUGGAGCUGGAGUUACGGGGGAUUAUGAACCACCAUACUCCCUGGGUGCUGGGACCUGAACUCUGGCACUCUGUAAGAACAGCGCAUGCUCAGUGAUACGCUGGCUGUAGGGGAUGGACCAUGGAUAAAGUCUGCGGGAGAGGGUUCAUUUGGAGGAUAUAGGUGUGGGGUACUUUCCUGCUCAGCCCCACCUGCUGGAGAAUACGGCAAGAUUUUGUCUCAACACAUACAAUAACACUAGAUUUUUACAGGGAGUAAUGGAGCAUGCCUUUAAUUCUAGCACUCAGGAGGCAGAGGCAAAUGGAUCUCUCUGGGUUCAAGGCCAGCCAGGGCUACACAGUGAGAGGCUGAAGAGAUGAUGGCCCAGUGGUUAGGAGCACUGACUGCUCUUCCAGAGGUCCUGAGUUCAAUUCCCAGCAACCAUGUGGUGGCUCACAACCAUCUGUAAUGGGAUCUGGUGCCCUCUUCCGGUGUGUCUGAAGACAGCUAUGCUCCAGCGAUUUAAGCGUUCCCUCUCCCUCAAAACUAUCCUUCGAAGUAAGAGUGUGGAGAACUUCUUCCUCCGCUCAGGCUCUGAGCUGAAGUGCCCAACAGAGGUGCUGCUGACACCACCAACCCCACUGCCUCCUCCUUCUCCACCACCUGCCUCCACAGACAGGGGUCUACCCACCCCGACCCCCUCUCCGUGCCCAGUCCCUCGCCCCUUGGCACCACUCAAACCAGUGAGGCUGCACAGCUUCCAGGAACACGUCUUCAAGAGAGCCAGCCCUUGUGAGCUGUGCCACCAGCUCAUUGUGGGAAACUCCAAGCAGGGCUUGCGGUGUAAGACAUGCAAGGUCAGCGUUCACCUCUGGUGCUCCGAGGAGAUCUCUCACCAGCAAUGCCCGGGCAAGACAUCCACAUCUUUUCGACGCAACUUCAGCUCCCCACUCCUGGUGCACGAGCCGCCACCAGCCUGUGCCAUGAGCAAAGAGUCCCCACCUACCGGGACCAGCGGGAAGGUGGACCCAGUUUAUGAGACCCUGCGCUACGGCACCUCCCUGGCACUGAUGAACCGGUCUAGCUUCAGCAGCACGUCUGAGUCCCCCACACGGAGCCUGAGUGAGCGUGAUGAGCUAACAGAAGAUGGGGAAGGCAGCAUCCGCAGCUCAGAAGAGGGACCUGGUGACAGUGUAUUCACAGCCCCAGUGGAGAGUGAAGGCUCAGGAGCAGAGGAGAAGAGCCCUGGACAGCAGCCCCCAAAGUUGCCCGUGCGGAAGGAUGUGGGGCCCAUGUACUCCUAUGUUGCCCUCUACAAGUUCCUGCCCCAGGAGAACAAUGACCUGGCACUGCAGCCCGGAGAUCGGAUCAUGCUGGUGGAUGACUCUAACGAAGACUGGUGGAAGGGCAAGAUCGGCGACCGGGUUGGCUUCUUCCCGGCCAAUUUUGUGCAGCGGGUGAGGCCGGGAGAGAAUGUUUGGCGAUGCUGUCAGCCCUUCUCUGGAAACAAGGAGCAAGGUUACAUGAGUCUCAAGGAGAAUCAGAUUUGCGUGGGCGUGAGCAGAAGCAAGGAUAGUGAUGGCUUCAUCCGCGUCAGCAGUGGCAAGAAGCGGGGUUUGGUGCCAGUCGACUCCUUGGCAGAGAUCUGACAGAAACCGAGAGAACCCAGAUGCUACCCCUGCCCAUGCCUGGCUCUUGCUUCUGGCCUGAGAAGGAAGCGGGCAUCCUGGCCACACCCUUCCUCUCCGCGUCUCUCUCCUCAGCGUCACCCACCCCCCACUUAGGAGCCUUCUGCACUGAGGAAGGUUUUAUUUCUUGGGUGGGGUAUCCUGAAUGGGGUGAUCUUCUGGGGCUUGGGGAAGGGAGUCCAAAGUGGGAAGAAAUGAGGAAGCUACAGUAGGUCCACCCAGAGCCCGAGUACCACCUAGUCGGGUUGCCGUAGCGAGUCCCACCCUAGGGAGUAAUUAGCCUGCUGUCUUUCAGAGACUACCUGCCCAUACUGCCUUUGCAUGCCUGACUCCUCUCUGCCCACAGCCUUUGCUUGGGUCUGCGUAUCCACCCACCCCUUUGCAAGUGGGGCCUUGAGAGAGGAUCUUCAGUGUUCCUCAGCCCUCCUCUCUGGCUUGAGAAGACACUGAGGACUAUGGGAGAGCCCUAAGCUAACCACCCGUCACCCCUUCAAUUCUCAGGAAAGUUCAGGAAUCUUUCCAAUUACUUGAAACCUGUGCGACAGAGCAGGGUCAGGGUUGAGGUCUGGAAGGGGAUGUAACCGGUAGAGGAGUCUGUUCCCUUGAGGACGGUCCCCACAGAACAGUCUGAUUCUCCUUUAUCUACACGAAAUCUGUGUCCAAAAGGAGCCCGGACAAAGACCCAGUGGAGAAGAAGACACUGGACCCUGUGUGGUCAAAACCUUUCACUGUUAGGGCUCCAGAAAUCCCUAUCACCAGAAGCAGACAGCUGGGGGUUGUGAGGUUUGCUUUCUCUGAAAGCCCUGCCCUCAGAUGGACCAACUUACCUUCUCACUGGGCUCUAUAUGGCGCAUCCCUGGGAGGAAUGCCUCGGGAGAUGGAGGAAGGAUAUGCAAAGUUCUUUUUGGCCACAGUCAAAUGGUGGUCUAGGAACCCUUAACCCUCCAGGGCAGGACCAAUGUCCCCUUCCUCAAAGGCUGCUUUUUAUUCCUGGUGCCAGCCCCCCUCCUUCCAAGCUCCAGACCCUUCUUUUGAGCCCUAAUCCUGUCAGCCAAUGCCGCCGCCCCCUCCCCCGACCCCGUUCUGGGUACAGUCCUGCCUACCAUACAGUGAGAGGACACCAAUUCUCUACCCAACACACCUUGCCCCACUUUUUCCCCUAAAAGGGGACUAAAGCCACACUGCCCUGUUUGCUGCCAUGAGGGCCCCCCCAGCAAAAUCCCCGGGGCGGGCCCAAUGCCCACUGUACAUGAGGCUGCAUGAUGGGUCUGUGGGGGCGUUGCUGAGCCCCCAGGCCCAUAAUUAAAUGUUUCUUGUCUCA